Messenger RNA from Sodiomyces alkalinus F11, 2746 nucleotides. RefSeq names its product transcription regulatory protein SWI3. The record is from RefSeq and is a predicted model, not a curated record. Gene Ontology annotation, biological process: positive regulation of DNA-templated transcription. Bases 253 to 2295 code for a protein of 680 amino acids. Gene Ontology annotation, molecular function: DNA binding; histone binding. The transcript is spliced from 3 exons. NCBI's taxonomy places the organism in Eukaryota, Fungi, Ascomycota, Sordariomycetes, Glomerellales, Plectosphaerellaceae. Gene Ontology annotation, cellular component: SWI/SNF complex.
GGGAACGCGCGAAGUCGCAUGGCACGCAUUUUGAUGCCUGUCCCGUAAAAAUGCUGCUUCGCAUCCAUGAUAUCAGCUCAACCACCCCUUACAUGCCCGAUUCACCCUUCUUCUCGUAUCAGAUACUAGCAGCAUUUCCCGCAAGUCGACUUACUGCAAUUCCACCAAGAUCUCUUACCCGUUGAAGGCUUCCGGACCCUCUGACCUGGCAAUCUUGCACUUGCAUCUUCCGCGACUUCAUUGCAAGUCACUAUGGACGAUUCCACGGCAUAUGAUUCACCAACCAAUGCCCUCUCUUCGGAGAGGAGUCCAAACUCUGCCCAAGAAGCGGCGCAACCAGUAUCGAGCAUGCCCACUGAGUCGGCUGAAGUAUCCGAAGAUGUCAAAAUGACAGACACUUCCGCACGCGACAUUAUUCCCAAACAAGACAGUGUGACACCGGCACCUCCCGGCACCUCCGACAACGCUCCAAAUGCCCAUCAUGCCCUUGACACGGGCAACAAUAACACGAGUCAGGUGGAAACUCGCGAGGAGAAUACCACGGGCAACGAGACCGAGGGUCGAGACGAAAACUCAAAGGAUGCGCUAGACACGGCCGCCCGGGAUCAUCUUAUCUCACAGACGCAUGCGAUCAUUCUGCCAAGUUACAGCACAUGGUUCGACAUGAAUGCAAUUCACGACAUCGAGCGCAAGGCUGUGCCAGAAUUUUUCAACAGUCGCAAUCGAAGCAAGACCCCCUCUGUGUAUAAAGAUUAUCGCGACUUCAUGAUCAACACCUACCGACUCAAUCCCUCUGAGUAUCUCACAGUGACUGCUUGCAGACGCAACCUGGCAGGGGACGUAUGCGCCAUCAUGCGUGUGCAUGCCUUCCUUGAGCAGUGGGGUCUCAUCAACUACCAGGUUGACGGCGAACACCGUCCGUCGAACGUUGGCCCUCCCUACACUGGCCAUUUCAAGGUCAUUUGCGAUACGCCGCGUGGUCUCCAGGUCUUCCAGCCCUCACCAGCCAACAAGACCAUGGAGGGUCAACAGAACGAAGAUACCGACAAAAAGGCUGGGAAAGGUCCGAAUAAGGCCCAUUCAACGGUGGAGGUACGCCGUAACAUCUUCCACGGGCACGCGAAAACGACUGCCGUGAACACUAUGAGAGACGGGUCAAAUGGGGAGGUCACCACUGUUAAUGGCGUUUCGAACUCCGAGGACGUGUCAAAGUCGCCAGAGACAAAGGUGAACUGUCACGUGUGUGGCAUCGACUGCACUAGGCUUUACUAUCACCACAACCCGCGAGACGGCAGCAAGCAGGUUAGGUUUGACGUAUGCCCCAGCUGCCAUAUUGGCAAUCACCUUCCAAGCAACCUAGAGAAGAGCGAUUUCACGCGUGCUUCGAACCCCACCUACACGUCUGUCCUCGAUCGGGACGCUCCCUGGAGCGAUGCCGAGACAAUGCGUCUGCUUGAGGGAUUGGAGCGGUUCGACGACGACUGGGGGGAGAUUGCCGAUCACGUAGGCACUCGAACCCGGGAGGAAUGUGUCCUCCGAUUUCUUCAGCUGGACAUUGAGGACAAGUAUAUCGACUCUGAAUUCAGCAAUCUUGACGGCUUUGGCGAGAAGCAGCUGCCUUUCAAUCAAGCCGACAUCCCCGUUAUGUCCGUGAUUGGGUUUUUGGCUGGAUUAGCAGACCCAGCUAGCACGGCGGCAGCGGCCCAGAAGUCGGCUGAUGAGCUCAAGCGCAGGCUACGUAGCCAGCUUGAGGGUGGAGGAAAGAGCCCUGGGACAUCGAUCAAAGGCAAGGGCAAGGACGAAGGCGGAGAUUCGGACGCCAUGGAAGUUGACCCGCAACACGACCUUACGACUGAUACCAGAGAGACGGCGACAGCCAAAACCGUCGCAUCCAUAUCCCUGGCCUCCAUUGGAGCGCGCGCUGCUGGGCUGGCGACUCACGAGGAACGAGAGAUGACUCGGCUAGUUUCCGCAGCGGCGAAUGUGACGUUGGAGAAGCUGGAAUUGAAGUUGAAAUACUUCAGCGAGAUGGAGAUUAUGCUGCACGCCGAGCGUCAGGAACUGGAAAAGGCGCGCCAUCAACUCUUCCUUGACCGACUGGCGUUCAAACGACGGGUUCAGGAGGUUCAAGAAUCUUUCAAGGCCGCCGCUCUCACAGGGGGUGAUCAGCUUUUACGCCUAGCCGAAGGCGAUGGUCUGACCCAUGGGGAUAGGCUUGGACUCCAGUCAGACGGUUCGGCAUCCACCGUACUGCCUCUAACCGGUGAAGAGCCAAUUCGAAGCCUUGAGCUUUAGACCACCCUGGCCCUAGGAGUGAUUUAGGAUGGCUUCGUGACGAUUCUGAUUAGUCGAACCGAGGAGUGCAGGCGGUGAAGGAAAAGGCAAGGAGGGAAAGCUUGGGACAAAUGCUUCGGUGCUGCUUUCUUUUACUUAACAGAACUCACGAGGUGGUGUGUUCUGUGGCUAUCUAUGUAAAAUGGGCGACAGCGGAGGGUUGCGUAAUGACAAACCCCUUAGUUGCCGUUGGGUUGUUUGGCUGCACUGCGUUCUGCACUUGUAAUCUUGUACCUGUAUGAAUAAGGUACCUUUGUCGCAUGGGCGCACGGACCACGACGUGGUCCAUAGGGGAUCCAGGGGGGAUCCACGCCAUGACUAAGGGCUUCGGAUAUCGGGGACCUCGGGCAUGAGGAUAUGACAGGGGCGGAUACCGGAAAAGACCGGAUAGGAUCUAAAUAAUAUAGUACCU